Molecule: messenger RNA, 1530 nt
Organism: Podospora bellae-mahoneyi
Lineage: Eukaryota; Fungi; Ascomycota; Sordariomycetes; Sordariales; Podosporaceae
Exons: 3
Coding region: 1-1530 (509 amino acids)
Molecular function (GO): monooxygenase activity; heme binding; iron ion binding
Source: RefSeq, a predicted model, not a curated record
AUGUGGACAUUCUCAUUUCUCAUGAUCUGGCUGGUGCUUAAUAUCAUCUACAACUUGUAUUUUCAUCCACUUGCCGGAGUGCCCGGUCCCAGAAGCUGGGGAGCACUUCGACUCCGAUACGUCUGGGCACUUGUGAGCGGGACCAUCGUUCACGAUUUUGAAAAACUUCAUCAUAGAUAUGGGCCGGUUGUUCGCGUUGCCCCAAGCGAGUUGUCUUUCACAACACCCGAUGCUUGGACCGACAUUCUUCAGCCAGGUCGCACACCGCCAUUACCCAAAGAUGGUCGGUGGUCUAUUCCUGGCUUAAAAGCCCAAGGGAUCGUCAACAUUGUUGACCUUGAUCUCCAUGGCCGAGUUCGAAGGUUGAUUGCACCAGCAUUUACCACGUCGGCGCUUAGAGGUCAAGAGCCCAUCCUACAACAAUACAUCACCCUGUUGAUGGAUCGGCUUCGAGACCUUGUCACAACCGAAAACAACGGCACCAACGGCGUUGAGAUUGAUGUCGUUCCGUGGUUCAACUUCGUCACCUUUGAUAUGCUGGGUGAUCUGGCAUUUGGAGAAUCAUUCGAUUGUCUGCACACAUCGCGGUAUCAUUCCUGGAUUGAGCUCCUCACAAACACACCAAAAGCAGGAGCAUUUGCUGCUGCUGCCCUGUUUUAUCCUCUUUUCGCAUCGGCACUCACGUAUCUCAUUCCGGCAUCGCUGAAGAACAAGGUGCUUGAUCACGUCCGAGUCGUUUCAGAGAAAGUUGAGCGUCGACUGAACCUGGAGUCCACACGAUCUGACAUCAUGUCCCACGUGAUCAACCAGAUAGAACGUGAUGGCCUGGAGGGACUUACCAUGGACCACGUCAACGCAACGUUUAUGGUGCUCACGAUUGCUGGUAGUGAGACCGUCGCAACCACCUUGUGCGGGAUUGUGAACUAUCUUGCUCAGAGUCCUAGCAAGCUUUCUAUCCUCACACACGAGAUUCGCAGCCAUUUUUCAAACCCACACGAGAUGACUUUGGAGAGGUUGAAAGGCAUGCUCUAUCUGAAUGCCGUGAUCGACGAGGGGUUGCGCCUGUGUCCGCCAGUUCCUUGGCUUCCACCCAGAGUGGCGGCUGAUGGGGGCUCAGUUGUUUGUGGGAUACCACUACCUGGGCGUACCGCGGUUUCCAUUCUCACCUACGCCAUGGGCCGUGAUCCAAACAAUUUCCACGAUCAUUUGUCAUUUGUCCCCGAGCGGUACCUUCCCGAAGCCAAAACUGAUCCGCGAUCGCCUUUCUUCAAUGACCGGCGCCAAUCUUAUCAUCCUUUCUCUUUCGGGCCCAGGAUCUGCAUUGGUCUCCAUCUCGGCAUGGCCCAGAUGCGUUUGAUUUUGGCCAGAUUGGUAUGGGAAUUUGAUUUGAAGCCGCCAACAGAACACAGGAAAACCCAAUGGGAAGAGCUGAGAACUUUUACAUUGGUUGAGAAGAACGGGAUAUUUGUGAACUUCAAGUUGAAGGAAGGCUUGUGGACGGCGGAGAUGAAAUCCUCGGCCUCGUCCUAG